Messenger RNA from Hemiscyllium ocellatum (epaulette shark), 1476 nucleotides. Its product is annotated as protein FAM81A-like. The transcript is spliced from 9 exons. Lineage: Eukaryota; Metazoa; Chordata; Chondrichthyes; Orectolobiformes; Hemiscylliidae. The record is from RefSeq and is a predicted model, not a curated record. Bases 460 to 1476 code for a protein of 338 amino acids.
GGAGAGCUGUGAAGGUGCUGGAAGCCAAGAAACUACCUUCCCGCUCAGACCAGGGGCCGGUGAAAAACGCCACAAUUCCUGGUUGCUGUGGCAACAGCGUCCUCGCAGAGACAAAGCCCUGCAGCAGCGAUCAGACUGCACCCCCUCAUCUCGGCAACGGGCACGGUGCAUCUUCGGUGAAAGAGAAAGAAAAACAAAACUCAAUUUAAGGGCGGAUUAAGGUGCCGCCUAAACAUAUGAAGACUAAUAUCAGGCGCCUGGCAUCCUCGGCUGCUGCAGGAAGGAGCUCCUUUGUGUCAAUGUUUAUCCCAGUUUACUGGUUGCCUGUUUUCAACAUUAUCGAAACUUCCAUUUCUUUGCGUAAUUCUACUGAGUAAUUGAACAGACCAGAUUUUCCCGAUACACUUAUCAAGCGAGGGGGCCAAUUAGAAGAUCAUCCCAUUUCAUGACAAAACUAUCAUGGAUCAAGGCUGGAAUAUCAAGGAUGACAUUGAUUCAGAAAUACAGCCUGUGCAAAACAAAGCUGAAGGAGAGACUUAUGCUCGGCAACUUUUGGAAGGACAUAUAAAAUACAUCACAACUGUUGUGAAACAAUUAAGCAAUGAAAUAGAGGUGCUGCAAGAUCAAAUUAGGACACAAGAUUAUGCAAUCUCUAGAAGCAAUACAGUGAUGAAAAGUCUUGAACUGCAUCAUCCGAAUGGCAUUGGGGAGCUUCAAGGCAGGGUGGCAAGGUGUGAUGCAAGCAUUGCCAAAUUGACAGCUGACAUGAUAUCAGUAUAUGAAGGAAUUCAGAAGCUGAGCCAAGAGCAACAAAGAGCAAAACUGACCUUGGAAGCCAAAAUAAAGGAUAUUGAAGGGCAGAUUUCAGAACUUUUACAGAGAGUUGAGGAAUCUAUUAGAGAGCAAGAAAGAAAGAUCAAGUUUACUGGGGGACAGAAAAGUGAACAUCCCCACCUGCUGGAUAUUGGUGGCCAGACCAUGUCACAAGUUAACUUGGAUAGGAUGAAGAGCAUAACUGAAGAUAUUAAGGAUCAGGCUUUGUCUGUUUGCUCCCAUUUGGAACAGAAACUAGCUAGAAAGGAGCAGGAAUUGUUACAUCAAAUAGAACUGAUCUCCCUAACCGUGAAAGAUAAAACUGAACGCAGUGAAAAGUCAAUAGAAGAGAGGCUUAACCAGCUAUCUGUGAAACUUGACAGAAUAGAGGCAAUUCAAAAAAUGAACUCAGAGAAUUACAGCAUAAAACAUGUUGAGAGGAAACUGAGUAUGAUCAUAUUAAGCAUAGAAGAGAAAAUGUGGAAAGAAAUAGAUGAUGUUGAAGCUGCAACUAAGAUCGGCUUUUCAGCUAUUUAUGAUAGCAUUGGAUCCUUAAAACACAUACUCGAAGCAAAAAUGAAGCAGGAUAAAGACAAGUUGCUGAAACAGAUUCAACAGAUUAAGCAAAUGAUGGAUCCCAUUCCUCUGAAGCAGAGUUCAUAA